This is a messenger RNA of Adineta ricciae, 1410 nucleotides long. NCBI's taxonomy places the organism in Eukaryota, Metazoa, Rotifera, Eurotatoria, Adinetida, Adinetidae. The record is from the annotation of a GenBank genome assembly.
AUGAUUAAAGGAUACAAAGGUAAGAAAAGCAAGAUCGAAACAGAAGCAAUAUUUUCGAUCAACGAUAAUAUGAUACCAAUGCUUGGUUAUAAUGACAGGACAACGCGAUAUCUAGGCGUCGACUUUACCUCUAUCGGUGCUAUUAAUGUUCAAAAAGUCAAAAGGGAGAUAUCCGAUGCACUUGAUAAACUCGAACAUCUUAAACUUAAAGCUCAGUGAAGAUGGUUACCCAGGUCAACAAAUCCGAUCGGAUCUCACCGGAUCCGACCAUCCGACAAAAUCCGAUCGGAUCCGAGACCGUCGGAAUCCAAUGCGAUUCCAUCACCAGGAUUUCAUCAGAUCCGUCGAAUUCCUGUAGGAUCUGAUAAAAUCCUAUAUUGGAUCCGAUGGGAUCCGAGUAUGGGAUUGUUCGACCUGGGUAAACGUAUUUUACAUCUACCUGUAUUAACAAGUAAUGAGUUUUUCUAUUUACCGAUUAAAGAAGAUGGUCUUCAAUUAAUGAACAUCAGAGAAACAGUUAGUCUAUCGAAGAUUAAGUUAUACAAGAAAAUAAUGAGUGGUUAUGAUCCAGUGUUACGCUAUCUAGUGCAGACUCAAAAAAAUCGAAUAAUUGAUCAUUUUAUUAUCAAUCUCAAUCUUGAACAAUCGCUAUCUUUAGACGAUGUCAAUCAAAUUAAGGAUAAAUUAGUUAAAGACAAACGAAAUUCAUUUAUCCAGAAAAUUCAUGGUGUUGGGUUCGAAGUUUUCUCCACCAGUCCAUUAACCAACAAAUGGAUGAAGAGAGACAUUAGAACAAUGUCAACACGAACGUUUAUCAACUCAAUUAAACUUCGGACCAACACGUUAGAAACGCGAGUAACAACGACUACAGGAUUAAUCACAAACAAGGUUUGUCGAGGAUGUCAUCAAGCUGAUGAAAGCUUAAUGCACGUACUUCAAGUCUAUCCUACAACGAAAGGACUUCGAAUUAAUCGACAUCAUAUAUUAUGUGUUCGAAUAGCCACCAAGUUACAACAGAAAAAUUAUGAAGUUCAUCGCGAGGAAUCGUAUCCGGAUCCAAACAACACGGAUAUUUAUUUAAGGCCUGAUUUAAUAGCAAUAAAACCUGGAAAUAUUAUGAUUCUUGAUGUAACAAUAGUAUAUGAGAUAUCGGCAGCUACAUUUAUCAAUGCUUACAGGAAUAAAAGUGAAAAAUAUAAUCCGAUAAUAACGCAAGUUAUGCAAAAGUACUACUGCCACAUACGAGAAUGUCAUGGAAUGGUCAUAGGUCCUCGUGGUUCAAUACAUGCUUCGCAACUUCGACAUUGGCACAACAUUGGAAUGUCCUCUACCAAACUCAUCUACACAUCCAUAGGAUGCAUGGAAGACUCAUUAAAAAUUAUGGCUAUCUUUCAAAAAACUAAUCUUUAG